Rhagoletis pomonella (apple maggot) is the source of this 4396-nucleotide messenger RNA. RefSeq lists its product as uncharacterized. The coding region runs from base 384 to 1247 and encodes 287 amino acids. The transcript has a single exon. NCBI's taxonomy places the organism in Eukaryota, Metazoa, Arthropoda, Insecta, Diptera, Tephritidae. The record is from RefSeq and is a predicted model, not a curated record.
UAAACGGCAACACAACCCGAGCAACAAAUAAUCUAAGUGGCAGAGUGGUGCGCUUUUAUCGUACGAUACCGUUAUUGUUGAGUGUGGAUAGACUAUUUUUUUUAAGUUUGCUACAAAAAAAAAACAAAAAAGAAUAAAUUGGAGACAAAAGAGAAAGUGCAUUCAACCGAAAGUGUACAAGUUCAAAUUUCAUGUCAAAAACUAAAAAACGAAAACCAAAUAAAAGGACUUUCAACUGAAUAGUUUCAAAGCAAAAACGGAAAAAAAUUUCGCAACAACAAUUAAAUACAUAACGAACAAAUUUCGCGUUCUGAAAUUUGUCGACGACGAAAACCAAGCCAACAAAUAACUUACAAAUAAACGAAACAAAAGUGCUCGCAAAAAUGUCACAAAAGAAAGCGAUUUUCGGUGUUUUGUGUUUAAUCACAGUUGCUGCCGCUCUGCCCGCCGAGGAGACGCGCGGUCAUGCCCGCAACGCCGUCAGCGGCGACAACGACAUCAUGGAUAGCAUCUACAGCGAUUGCCUGCGCAAGGAUUCCGUGUCGUGCGUCAAGUACAAGCUCUUCAACUUCGUCGACAAAGUGCUCUCCGCCCGCGAACAAUUCUCGCUGACCGAAGGUGUAACGGUGGUGCGUUCACCCGAUGCGCCCGUCACCGAGGCCGCACGUUCCAUAUCCGGCGAUGAGUCAUUCGAAUCGCUGGCACUUAACCGCAUUUCUGGCUUCCUGAAUACGCACACCAUCAAAGUUGAAUUGAAGGGCGCCGAUAUUGUCCAAGCCGUCAGCUCAACUGGACGUGCGCUCGAAGAUGUUUCCGAAUCGUUGUUCGGCGGUAGCGACGACCCCAACGCGACCGAAGAGAGCCGUGGCAAGAAGAAGAAGGCUGCCAAAAUCUUGGGCCCCAUUCUUGCUUUAGUUGCCCUCAAGGCCGCCGCGUUGCUGCCACUCUUGUUGGGCGCGAUCGCUUUGAUUGCCGGUAAGGCUCUGCUCAUCGGUAAGAUCGCCUUGGUGCUGUCGGCUGUGAUCGGCCUGAAGAAGCUGUUGUCACAGGAGAAGCAUGUCACCUAUGAAGUGGUCGCACACCCACACCACAGCUCAUCGCAUUCCAUCAGCCAUGACUCGUACGGCAGCGGCUACAGCGCAGAUGCUGGCUCCUCUGGUUCAUACGGCAGCUCCGGUCACGGUGGCUGGGGACGCUCGCUCGAUGCACAAGACUUGGCGUAUGCUGCCCAAAAGCCGCAAGCAUAAGUGCGCAGAGGGAGAGUGUAGAUAACGACGACAUUUGGAAGGGGCACAAUAUUUUGAGCUACAACCCAACGACAAACACAACGAUUCGAAAUACGAUUUAGACAAGUGGACAGGCGAAGCGACCGGCAACUAAGCAACAUUUAAUGGGGCGUACGACAUGACGACGGUCGAACUUAGGCAUGUGUUUUCAUAUGCAAUUAUUUGAAGAGUGCGCAGCCACGGUCGAUGCGCAACUACUACGACACAACGGGCACAAGACCUAAGAACAGAAAAACAAAUUAAGAACACAAAUUUUAAUUAUAUUAAUUUAUUUUCUAACUAAUUUAUUUAAUUUAUUUUCUACUCUUAACUUUCUAAACAAAAAAGAAAACGAGACACAAAUCAAAGCAACGCGUAACCUUGACCUAUUGGAUCAAUGGAAAAAAUUACAAAAAAAAAACAAAUAAGUACAACGAAUACAAAAAAUAUGCAGAAGAAAAACGUAUAAAAACAAUAUUUAAAACCGAAAAACUUGUGUGUGUGCAUUUUUAUAUCAUAAUUAUUUACAUACACAUUGUUACGUAUUUAUUUGUAAAUUAAUUAAUUUUAUGAUUUAGUAACUUCUCUUUUAAGCUAACUCUAAAACCACAAGCUGUUUAAGAUUAUGUAAAAACUAGCAGAGAAAAUGAGAGACGAAGUCGGUACCUUAAUAAAUUUGUAUACAUUUCUUUUCCUUUUUUGCACGCCAGCUAUGCAGCAUUGUAUGCAAAAACAAACGGACGCCAGCCUAGUGCUUAAAAGGAAAUGCUUUAAUUGCAAUUAGAGUAUAUAUUUACAUUGCGGCUCGUUGUGUGCUGACCUCCAGCUGGCAAAGCGAUUAGCGAUAAGCGGUAGCAGAUCAACUAGCCCCAGCCACAUCUACUGCCACAGCGAAGACUGUGCGCACUUAACACACAUGUACUCGUAUAAUAGCGCUCUAAGUGCACUUAUAACUCAUCUAACUGUACUUAGCAACAACUUUUCUUUAUUUUCAUGCCUACAUUUCUUUGCUAUUUGCACUUGCAGCUGAUUUUCUUGCAAACUUUCAGUUCUUCAUCCUCGGAUACUUUUUUUGUAAGCUCUAACUCUUCAAUAUUCUAUUGCUUGCAACUUCAUUUUCAAGUCUUUCUUCUAAUCUUUCUAUUGAACUUUUGCUAUUUAUAUUCUCACUUUUUCAUGUUAAUAUCUUUCCCUUAUCACAUUUCAUUACUUUCUGCACAAAACUGACUUACUUACUACACUUUCUUUGCUCAUUACCGCAACGCACACAUGAAAGCAUACAUGUUCGAGCUUUAAAAGCUAAGACACUCACAAUAUAGCCACAUACAAAAAAUCAGUCCCCUUCGCUCAUAUUUUCAUCUACGCACUCGUACUAUCUUCAAAUACUCCUUAGACUAUUCUUAUUUACUCUUAAGUUUCGCUUUAAUAUUUAAUAAUCUAAUACUCAAACUUAGCUUUCUUCUGUACAAAUUUUAAUUGAAUGCUAUUCUAAGCUUUCCCUAAAUCUACUGUCUACUUACUUACUAUAUUACUGUAUUUUCAAUUAUAAUUCUAGUCUUACGCAUACAAAUACAAAGACAAACACAUUUAAAUGAUGUGAGAGUUUUAUUGAGAAAACAUAUAUAAAACGUCUAUAUAAUUUUCUCCUGAACUCGAUCUUGCAAUUUCUUUUAAAAAAUGCUCAAUUACUUUUAAGACUUCAAAUUUCAUGCACAAUUUGAAUUAUUGUUCUAAAUCUUUUUAUUUCUCUUUACCUAGCUCUCUCACUCAAACUUUUUCUUGCUUUCUGUCUUAAUUUUAACAAAUUUCGUGCGAAAUUUGCAUUAUUGUUCUAUAGCUCUCUCUUCCUUUUUAACUAGCUCUCUCUCUCACACUUAAUUUCUCUCAUACUCACUUCCUCCAUGUCUGUAUCUGCACUUAUCUCUUUCACUUUCCAUCAAAACUAAUUCUUGUUCCUGGAAUUCAUACAACUUCUAUUUUCCAUUUAUAAAAAUGAAUUCGCAACUAAUUUCGGUCAUCGCCAUAACUUGCCAUAGGUUUCGAAAUAAACUGCUCACUCUCUCACUUUUAUACUCAUUGACUUUCAUUCUACUCACUCAAGAACUUAAACUCUUAUUCUACGUUAUUUUCUGCUCAUUUAAACUAGUUUUCGCUCAACUCACUUUUAAACUGCGCUCGUCUAUUUCAAACUUUCACUCUUGUCCUGUUAUUCUUCACAUAUUUUCACUCUUUUCAUCUCUCAAUUUUAAACUUCGCUCUUCUAUCACAAACUAUCACUCUCUUUCUGUCAUUCUUCACAUAAUUUCACUUUUUUCAUCUAUAACAUUUAAAUUUCGCUCCUCUAUCACAAACUAUCACUCGCUUUCUGUCAUUCUUCACCUCGUGUACUUCAAACUCUUACUGUCUUUGUGUGACUCUUCACCUUUACUCGCUAUCUACUCUAGUCUACCUAUUUUUCCAAAUAUUACUGCAACUUUCUUUCGCUAUGAUUCUAUUUUCAUUUAUAUUUUCAUCCCUUUACUGUAACUCAAUACAUCUCAGUCAUUAUUGCCACUACUCUCAACUAUCAUCUUACUUGUCUGCAUACUUUCACUUCCACUGUGUAUACUACUGCUCUUGCCAAUAAACUCUACUCAAAUAUACACUCUCUCUCUCUCUCAUUAAUGCUCAUUUGUUUACUUUUUGAAUGAGUCAUAACUUCUUUUUUCAAUUUCUACUCAUUUACUCAACUCAAAGGGUACUCACAAUCACAAAUUAUAGCGUAAAUAUAAUGUUAGACAAUUAAGUAUUUAUUGACUUGAUUCUUAUACAUAUGUUUAAAUGUAUCUAAUUUAUUGACGUUAAAUUAUUUAACAUACUAUACAUUAUGAGAGAAGUGAAGUAGUCCUUUGCAAGUGAAAUGUAAAAAAAAAACUGUAAAUGUUAAAAUGCUAUAAACCAACAAAGAUUAUUUGAUUUAAAUAUCAAGCAAGAGCACACACUCAAAUUACACGCAUAUAAAAUGGUAUUUGUUAAGAAAAUCUAAAAAAAAAACACUUUAAGUUACUGAGAGGUAUAGAAAGCGACAAUGUUAAUUUAUAUGUAUUUAUUUAAAUCACGUUGUCAUGCAUGCAUUUCAUUCAAAUAUGAAU